Messenger RNA from Perognathus longimembris pacificus (Pacific pocket mouse), 9133 nucleotides. It is a transcript of the gene Slc16a7, whose product is annotated as solute carrier family 16 member 7. Lineage: Eukaryota; Metazoa; Chordata; Mammalia; Rodentia; Heteromyidae. Gene Ontology annotation, biological process: transmembrane transport; monocarboxylic acid transport. The transcript is spliced from 6 exons. The coding region runs from base 979 to 2424 and encodes 481 amino acids. The record is from RefSeq and is a predicted model, not a curated record. Gene Ontology annotation, cellular component: membrane. Gene Ontology annotation, molecular function: monocarboxylic acid transmembrane transporter activity.
AUUUAUCUUAAUGUCUAUCUUACGUGGUUUCGAGACUGAGGUAAUAAGUGGCAAAUGCCUACCUAGAAUAUGAGAAUCAUCCAGUAAAUGAUAGCUCUUUGUUUCUCCAAAGGUUAUUUCAUAAUUUCUUUAACUAUUUAAGGUGGCACUUCUGAUCCACCUUCACAUUCAGUCUCAUAUUUUUAGAUCAGAGACCUUUUGUAAUAGAGGAUGUGCAUGUAUGGAAGGGCCAGACAAGGAGUAUAAUAAGUAUAAUAAACAUACAGAUGAACAGGCAACAAAAGCAGGCAGUGGGCCCCAAGAGAUCAACAUGUGACCUUGGACCUCUUCAUUAUCACUCAUAACUCUCUGAGUUUUGAAACCUCAGAUUUUGCUAAGAUUUCACUGACACAUUUAUCUGUAUUGUGUGGUACCUUCCCAGUGUGUUCUAGAUGUGGUAUGAAAACCACAUGAUGGAAAAUACACUUUAAAAUGUGGCUACAUCAAAUUCAGAGAAAGAAAGUUCAAAGAUUAAAUUUAGUAAUUCAGACUGCCAGACGCAGUCACCUUCUUUGACCCAGGAUAUAAUUUAAGCCAAGUUUACGUUACACUGCAAAAAGUCUGAACUAAUUGUGCAUGUCAAAGCAAGUUCUUGGAGAAGAGAGAGGGCUACCUUUUCCCUAUUUGACAGAAGUGAGAAGGAAGGGCAAAGCAGAGUAUCUCUGGAGACAUGUGUGCAAGUUUGCUUCUGGCUAAAAGUUAAUGAUCAAUUGCUUCUGUUCUCAGCACUGAGCCCUGGGAAAGUAACAAACUCCAGUUGAUUCUCUCUCCUUGCAGAGGAUUCAAAAUCUGCUCUACCUCUCUUCCUUUGUAUUGCCUUCGGAUGUUACACUUCAAUGUGAAGUGAAUAGGCUUAACAAUUCCACAUACAACCCAAAGAAAUCUGUUCAAGUGGACAUCUGGAAGCAGGUAACUUGAGUCGCCAACACAACAGCAGAAAUGCCACCACCGCCUACCUCCCCGCCCCUCCACAGCCCUCCGGACGGAGGCUGGGGCUGGGUUGUGGUUGGAGCAUCUUUUAUCUGCAUUGGAUUUUCAUAUGCCUUCCCCAAAGCAGUCACGGUUUUCUUCAAAGACAUUCAGGGAAUCUUCCACGCAUCCUACAGCGAGAUUGCGUGGAUCUCGUCCAUCAUGCUGGCCGUUAUGUACGCGGGAGGUCCCAUCAGUAGUAUUUUGGUGAACAAAUAUGGCAGCCGGCCAGUGGUGAUAGUAGGAGGUCUUUUAUGCUGUUUGGGAAUGGUGCUGGCUUCUUUCUGUAACAGUGUUAUACAGCUUUACCUCACUGUGGGCUUCAUAGGAGGUUUAGGUUUAGCCUUCAACCUGCAACCAGCCUUGACCAUAAUUGGCAAAUACUUCUAUAUGAAAAGACCCAUUGCAAAUGGACUGGCCAUGGCAGGAAGUCCUGUUUUUUUAAGUACCUUGGCUCCUUUUAAUCAGUUCCUUUCUAAUACUUAUGGUUGGAAAGGAGGCUUCUUGAUUUUAGCAGCUAUAUUUUUGCAUGCCUGUGUGGCAGGGGCUCUCAUGAGGCCCAUUGGUCCCAAACAAACUAAGCCCCCAAAUACGAUUGAUGUAAGCAAAGAAGAUCAAAGUAUGCAGAAGACCAAAACAAAGAAAUCAGCAAGUGAAAAAGUCAACAAGUACUUAGACUUAUCCCUUUUUAAGCACAGAGGAUUUUUGAUAUAUUUAUCUGGAAAUGUUAUAAUGUUUCUGGGAUUUUUUGCUCCUGUUAUCUUCUUGGCUCCUUAUGCUAAAGACAGGGGAAUAGACGAGUACUCGGCUGCCUUUUUGCUGUCUGUGAUGGCUUUUGUGGAUAUGUUUGCUCGGCCUCUUGGAGGGUUGAUUGCAAAUUCCAAAUUGGUCCGACCCCGAAUCCAGUACUUCUUAAGUUUAUCGGUCAUGUUCAAUGGCAUAUGUCAUCUCCUAUGCCCCCUGGCCCAAUCCUACACGGCCCUCGUGAUCUAUGCUGUGUUUUUUGGCUACGGCUUUGGAAGUGUUAGUAGCGUUCUCUUUGAAACGCUCAUGGACCUCGUGGGUGCGACCAAGUUUUCCAGUGCUGUAGGAUUGACCACCAUUAUAGAAUGUGGCCCCGUUCUGCUUGGUCCUCCAAUCGCAGGUAAGUUGGUGGAUAUAACUGGAGACUAUAAAUACAUGUAUAUUGCCUGCGGGGCCAUCGUGUUAAUUGCAAGCUUAUGGCUACUCAUUGGCAAUGCCAUCAACUACAGACUUCUUGACAAGGAAAGGAAGAAGGAACUGGAAAGGAAGAAGAAAACAAAUACUCUUGAGGCCAGAGAGACUGAGCCCUUGAGCAAAGUUCCGCAAGAUGAAGUUACUGUCAAAAUUUCCCAACCAGGGAAUGCUCCCUCAGAAAGAGAAACUAAUAUCUAGCAAGAGUCACUUCUCUGAUUUUACUGUUUAUUGGCAUUUGCUUUUCUUUUUCAAAAUAUUGGAAAGGUGUGUGUAUGUGUGUGUGUAUGUGUGUGAAUACAGGAGUAAUAAGAGUAGAAUUAGCUUUCCCUCAAUGACAACUAUAAAUUCUCUUUUCUUUAAACUUACUUGGGCAGUUCAGUUUUGAGAUUAUCCACACAAAAAAUUCAUGUAGUGCAUCCUUGCCAUUCCUUGUUGCAGGGUGUGGCAGUUAAAAGAAUUUGAAUGUCUUUCAGUAACUUCCCUUGCUCAUUGUAGAAGGAGAUCUGGAUCCCAAGCCCCUGGGCAAUUCAUUAGAAUUAGGUUUAAUCCCAUGUAAUAAACCUCUUCACAGGUCAGUUUUUAGUUGAGAUUAAAAAUUUUCAAUAGAAUUGAGAGGAAUUCUUUCUUCAUAACACACCCACAGCCCCUCACACCAUUACACAGCUACGAAAACAGAAUAUUUAUAAAAGUAAAACAAAUGAAUUUAAAAAAGAAUAUUAUCAUAGUCAAUUUUUGGGUAAAACAAAAUCAAAGGAUACAAAAGAAACACAUUUGUAUGUUGUUUUACAAUGUGGAUUUAAAAGCUAUGCACAUGAAUGAUAGCAAAAGUGAUCCUAUUAAAAAGUUUCCAAACAUAAGUCUUAUUAAAAAUAACAAGUAGAUCCAUUCCUGCACCACUAUUUCUGAGCACUUUAGGACUCGAUGGACCCACGCACACAAUUUCCUUGAGGGUUGUCUUUAGGAAUCAGAGCUAAAGACAGACCCCAAGUCAUUUUCAGAAUUCUUACCUAAUUUGCUAGUCAAAUGAAAAAGUCUGAAUGCAUCUAGCACUGAACUGUAUCCCUAGAUUGGAAAAAGAUGAUAGUGCUUAAUCUUGAAAGUAGUCCCUUAAAAAAAAAAAAAAAACUAGUCUUCUUUCUUUUUUGUUUAACUAGUAUUUCUUUAACUAGUCCUCAAUCCAGAUCCAAUGUUGCACUGAAAUACCCAAACAGAAUAAACUAGAAUUAGAGUAGGCAGGUUUAUAAAUACACCAAAUCCUAUUUGUUCCCACACAUAACAGUGAUGCAAGGUUACUGUUACAAGUAGUAAUUCAUAUAAAUUCAUCUAAUGAAGGAUGUUCUUUUGAGGGAGUUUAGAGCUCUCUGAGCUUCCUUCCUCCCUUCCCUAGAAAGCAAAAGCAAGAAAACAAACCAUGAACAGGCCUUUCCCUCAGCUGCUGAGGAUGCCUCCCCUUUGAAGAAUGGCAACAUUUGAAAAUUCUGCCCUCUACUGGUGAGACUCCCUCUGCCUGGGAGUAUAUCCAGGCUGCAGAGAAAGGCUUCUAGAAAUCCUGGCUGUGUGGAGUGGCUGGGAUAACAAGCUUCAAAUUUCGUAGCCCAGGAUAAUUUAGUAGUCACUUAUUUCUUAUCUGCACGAAAUUAUCUGGAAAUUGGAAUCUUUCGAAGACUUGACUGUUCUUGGCUUUCAAAGCUUAUAAAUACCAUAAGUAAAAUUAUAAAUAUUUAUACCUAGGAAUCCGAAGUUUAAUACUAGGAUGAAUAAAAAGCACCUCGUGCUUUCUGAAGUGAUGUUACGCUUAAGAUAGCCAAUGAAUUCUGCUGUCCAUUUUUUUUUCUUUUACUGUAUAGUAGAAACAGGUGCUAUUCUUAUUUCUUAUGAGAUUGUACCUGGAUACCAAACUUUUGCAACAGUUAGUAUAAAGGAUAUUAUUUUGAUUUAUAAAAGUUAUGCACUGUCUAUGUGGGCUGAUAUUUAAGAAGCAAUAUUAAGAUAUAUAACAUUUAUAUAAAAUGUAAUUUUUUCAUUUAACAUUUGCUUAUUUUGUGUAUGAAAGGAGAUUUGUAGUUUUCAAAUCAUAAAAGAAGAUGUGCCAAUAUCAUAAGUAAAUGAAUCAGGAAAAUAGGAAGUAUAUAGUUGUGGAUUUAAAAAAAAUUGCUUCAUUUAGUCUUGAAUUAGCUAUUUUUAUAUGAUUAGCACUUUUUAUUCAGCUCUGACCCAACUUGUCAUAAGCAAAGCAUUAUUGCUGUAUACCAUCUCUCCAGUCAUAACCAUUUCAAAAAGAAAAUCCUGCAUCCUUGGAAAAUACAUAAUACAGACAGCACUAGAAGAAACAAAGAGGGAAGUAAAAGGUAUUUUCUGUAGGGCUGUGUCCUGUAUACUUGACAUUCUCUGCUAGUAGAGGACAAACCAGAGAAUGUGUUCUCCCUGAGAGGGAGUUUAUUUACUUACAAAGAGGAGUCAAUUCAAACUCAUUUACAUUUCUUUUGCUGCUCUUGGCUUGCUUUCAUUAACUCUUCAUUUCUAAUGUGGAUUCUAUUAACUUGUUAGAAAAGGAAAAUACAGUUGCAAAGCUAAGGAUGUGAGGCACAGUACUGCCCAACAGUAGCCCAAUAUGAAUUAACACACAUAUACACACACAUACUAAUUCCCACACACAAAUGUUGGAAAUGCAGCCAUACACACUGGAAACAGCAACAUAAAUCAGGCUCACAAUUGCUCCAACGUAAUUAUAAAGGACUCUACUUCUUUACUCUUCCUACCCAUUGCACUUCAGGGAAGAUUUCUUGCUUCAAUAGAAUCCUUCAAAUACUGAGAAAACAAUAUUGACCUAGAGUUUCUGUAAUUGUAUAGUCACAUAAGUAGCAGGAGAAACAUAGUUGUAGCUAUGUCAGCAAUAACUAAUGCUGGACAUAUUUUUUUUCCUUAAAUGCAACAGAUUUUACACGUUCAAAAUACAAAGCCAAACAUACCAUUAAACUCUGUAAGCUCCAUUUCCCAUUAUGAAAUAGCACGAAAGGAAUGUUGUCAUAAAGUGUCCAAAUAAUUCAUAAUCACUAGCUAAUUUGCAUGUUUGGCUAUUUGUGAGCACCCCAGGUUUUUCACUAUUGAGUCUUAAAUAUUCCUUCACAAUUUAUGAAUAUGAAUUUAUGGGUCUACACUUGUCUUGGCCCAUCCCCAUUCUCUUUCUUGGUUAUUUUUGUGUCCAAUCAGGCAGUGAGUCUGAUGUGCUUCUUUACACAUAAAAAUCUCAGAUAGAAUCACAUGAUUCACAUCAGGCUUUCUUAGUUCUAAAAUCCAGCAACUUUAUGGUACAUAUUCAGCAUCAAUAAGUAACACAUUUAGCUUUGAUAUGGUCAAUUGUGUACCUUAACAAGUACUUUCAGCUCAUCUUCCUCUGGCUAUACAUGUCAAUCAAGAAUAUUAUAAAGAUUCAAGCAUUAUGGCUUGUGCCUCAAACUGCAGCUCUCAGGAGUCUCAGGAAGGAGGAUUCUGAGUUCAAGACCAUUCUGGGAUACUUAGUGAGACCCUGAUUAAGGGAGGGCAGAGGGAGAGAAAGAGAGAAAGAGAGAGAGAUGUCAUAUAGAGGUAUUAAUUUGUGGAAAUAAUUUAUUUACUAGUUGAAACUUAGUUAAAAUGCCUUGAAGAAUACCCUCUCAUACAUAGAAUAUUUCAGACUAUUAGUAAAAUAAAAUAAGAGUAAUCAGUAUUUGGCUUUAAAUGAAUGGGGAAAAGGGAUGAAAAAGGGAAACUAUUACUUUUUUAUCACGAAUGUUCUCAACAUGAUAUCUUUUAGCAUGCAAACCAAAGGUGAUGUGAAAGUUAUUAAUAAUAUGAGAGAGAGGGAAAACAAACAUCAGAUGUACUAAGAUGCUCAGAAAAUCCCCCUGAAAUUACAAAAUAGUAUGGGCCUGCAGCAAAAUUUUAACUCAGGUUUAUCUAAAAGCAGAAAUAACUUCCUUAUACACGUGGAAGAGCCCAAAGAUGAUAAAGAUAGAGACACUAAACUAUAAGCCCUAUAUAAUAAAUAGAUUAACUGAAAUAUGUGUUAUAAUUUUAGUGUAUGUUAUAGAUUGCAUUUGCUAUAAAUGAAUUUAAUUUUAAAUUACCUGCAUUGCUAAACCAAUGUAAAUUAUCCCAAAUAAUAAUAGUUAUUAAUAGUCAUAUUGUUUUAAUAAAACUUUUUCUUAUAAGAAUAAUCAGAUAUUUAUGUGACACAGGCAUAAACAUACUUGCCCUAAAUUUGGGUUAAAAGAAAGAUGUUAUUUAUAUAAGAUUCCUAUAUUGAUUAUUUAUUAUUAUGCAAAAAAUAAGACCUAGAGACUAUAAUACAUUAUAUUUAAAAAUUCAGGCACUGUCCACAAUUUUUGGCUUAGCCCAUGCUACUGUAAAAUGGUUUUGAGGUUUAAAAUUGUUUGGCUCAUCUAAUAACCCAUGUUUGUCUUUAAUAUUCAGUACAAUUUUCCCAUAAGUCUCAUAUUUCAAGCUUCUAUGAACAUCCAUAUUGUUCUUUGUCUACUUAUUCUGUAAAGAAAAACAUAAUUAUGCUUUUGUCUAGACAUUAGAAUUCCUUAGAAUGUAUAUUCAUUAUCUCUGUUUAAGAGGUGCACUGGCUUAUUCAUCCAUGAUAUGUCUGAUCUUAAUCUUUUUGUGUCUUAUAACAAUGGCUUAAGUAUAGCCAACAGUAUGUAAUUUUUGACCAUGACUACUUAUUACAAAUACUGGAACCUCUGAAGCUACAAUAGGCUUCCUAGCUAGGGAGAUGUUUAUAUGAUAAAAGUGUUGUUUUGUUUUUCUUGUCAGUGUAAAUUUUCCUCAUGCAAGAGAAAUGUAUCAUUGAACGUGAGUCUAAAGAAUCUGGAAAAGCCAAUAGUCUGAUUUUGGCACUUACUCUUCUGAAUGUUUCUAAUUUUCUUAAAGUGCCUAAUGAUGUUGAGAAAUGGAGCUUGCAACACACACCAUUGGCCAUUCUCAUAAAUGCUCAAUCUGUGGUGACAUCUCAGAUACAUAAUGCCCAGUAAAUUUCUCUCAUUAUAAUUGUCUUCAACCCGUGUCAAAAUUGUUCAUAUUAAAGACUAAAAUUUUGAUUUCUAUCACUCAUAACAAAAAGGAUUUUGAAAUCUAUGCAUUCAUAUGCAUCAUUAUGUUUGAAAAUGCAAAAAUGCACUUAGGAGCAGAUCCCAAUUACCAGCAGUGGAUUACAAUGCUUAUAUAAUCAAAAGCAUAUCUUUGUAUAUAAUUUUAAAAUUAAGUUUUCUGAGCUCAGAUCAUUUUUUAUAGUUCUGAUUUUCUAGUUUGUUCUUUAUUCAAUCAAAAUUAGCUCUUCACAAAGUAGUAUUCAUCUUUUCUAAUACUUUUCCCUCACUUUAAUUCAUGGAAAGAUUGUGAAUAACUUACUAAUUUUUAGUAUUAUGAAAGACAACUUUAAAAAAAGUUUCUUCUAUAACAGACAAACUCAGCAGAUAUGGCAGUGAGCUCCUGUACUCCCCGCAGAAGUGAAGUAUGUGGGUGAUGAUUUUCAGGCCUGCCUAGGUUACCUUGUGAGUUCAAGCCCAGCCUGUACUACACAGUGGGGUGCUGUCUCAAUAAAUCAAGUAUUGCCUUUUGCAGAGUGCUUGAAUAUUUUUAGGCUCAGUACUUCCUCCCUCCCCACCCCCGGCUCCCUCAUCUUCCUUACUUUCCUUUUUGGCUAUAAUUAUUUUUUCAUUUCAUUUUUUUGUAAUGUUAGAUGAACUUCCUUAAGAACAUUUUCAUGUAAUUAUGGAGAAUUUUAGUGUAGAUGUCAUCUUUUUCUCUGUCUUUGAUAUUAUAGUUACAUUUUGAUUUUCAGCAUGAUAUUAAUAUUUUUUCCAGUCUUCUCUCAUACUUGUUGUGAACAUUGAUCCAAUAUCCAAGAGUAAUUCAGUAGGCCAAUAGUCAUUGAUUGAAAAUGUAUUAACAUCAAAGGAAAUAUUUUUUCUUCACUUAAUAAAACAGUCAUUUUCUUUCAUUGUGUUACUUCAUUUUUGACAAAAUAAGCUAGAAAAUCUCAGCAUGAACAUUACUGAAAGAGAACACUCUAGAAAAGCAUUCUAUGUUAGCAAAGAGUUCUUUUUUAGAACAAGAAUAUGAUUUUUAUCUCACAAGGUUUCAGGAUGGAAUUUUAAAACAUACUUUUGACUGAGACUUUCACUGUGUCUUGUUUUGUUGUUGUUUUACUUUGGUUUUCUUUAAUACUUUCAUAUGACUGUGAAAUGAGUUUUUUGCUGGAGGUGUGGCUAGGUAGGUGGCUUGCUAGGCAAGCACGAGGCUUUGAGUUGAGACCCCACUACUACUAAAAUAAAUGUUUUGCUAGAUCAAGUUUAUAUAUGACUUGUUCAUUAAUGUAAUGAAAAGAUUUCUGACAGGGUAUUUAAUUGCUAUUUUCUUCUUCUACUCCUUCUUGCAAAGUUAACUGUGAUUGUGGAUUCAGUGAACGUAGGCCAUAUAAGUUAGAAUGUUGGUGUUCUGGGCAGUAGACACCAUUAUACCUAAAUUCAUAUCGUCCUGUUUGAUAUAUUCAUGUAUCAAAAUAUUUAAUUAAUUUAUUAUAUUUUCUCAACCCUCUAUGCUAUAUAUUGUUUAAAUAGCCAAGUUUUCUCACUGCUAGGUCAGACCAAACUAAGGGCUUUGCCUAAACCACAUGUCAGUCCUCUGAGUAAAUGCAGGGUUGCAGACAGAACCCAGUUCUUUUGACUACUAAUAUGCUUUUACUCUGUUUCACUGCUUAAACUACUCCAUUGGUAAUGCUGAUCAAACAGAGUGAAUAAAAUGUUUCUAGAACCACACAUGAGAUUACUUUGUGCUCUACCAGUGUUCUCCUAUGAUGCUUUGCAAAAGCACAUUUCUAGACUUGAUUUGAAAAUUAUUUUCUGAUUCCCAGUGCAGUGUG